Corythoichthys intestinalis (scribbled pipefish) is the source of this 1458-nucleotide messenger RNA. It is a transcript of the gene abhd6b, whose product is annotated as abhydrolase domain containing 6, acylglycerol lipase b. Gene Ontology annotation, biological process: acylglycerol catabolic process. The transcript has 9 exons. The record is from RefSeq and is a predicted model, not a curated record. The coding region runs from base 167 to 1189 and encodes 340 amino acids. Gene Ontology annotation, cellular component: mitochondrion. NCBI's taxonomy places the organism in Eukaryota, Metazoa, Chordata, Actinopteri, Syngnathiformes, Syngnathidae. Gene Ontology annotation, molecular function: monoacylglycerol lipase activity.
CUAGAGCCAGCAUAAUCUGGCAGAACUAUUUGCACACCACUGGGAUGAAGCUUUUGCAAAUUUCUGGAAUUUAAAUCGACCCUGCUGUCUUUUAAAUUUAAAACCUUCAAAGUAACCCAGAGUUGGACCAGCGUUGUGACUGCCUGAAUCAACUGAGUAGAACAACAUGGCAGCUGAAUUAGACAUUGUGAAUCUGAUUAUAAUUGCUGGGGGAACACUGGCUAUUCCCAUUUUGGCAUUCGUUGCUUCCUUCCUUUUGUGGCCCUCCGCACUCAUUAAAGUGUACUAUUGGUACUGGAGGAGAACUCUGGGUCUCCAGGUCCACUAUGCAGACUGUGGAGGCUACCGCUUCUGUUAUUCUUGCCGAGGAAAGCCAGGAAUGAGACCUUCCAUUUUGAUGCUGCACAGCUUCUCUGCUCAUAAAGACACCUGGCUCACACUUGUCAAGUACCUCCCAAAACAUCUGCACAUCCUGUGUGUGGACAUGCCAGGCCAUGAGGGUACGACACGCACCAACACAGAGGAUUAUUCCAUUGUGGGUCAGGUCAGAAGGAUUCAUCAGUUUGUAGAAACCAUUCGCUUAAACAGGAAACCUUUUCAUAUGGUUGGGACCUCCAUGGGGGGAAAUGUAGCUGGGGUGUAUGCCGCCACCUACCCUUCUGAAAUUUGCAGUCUGACUCUUAUUUGUCCAGAUGGUAUCAAACAUCCAUGUGAGACCAAAUUUGAUAAUCAUCUGCAAGACUUGGAACGUAGUAAUUACACACUGAAUAUUCCACUGAUCCCAACCACACCGGAGGAGAUGGAGGACAUGUUCAGACUGUGUUCACAUGUUCGCUUCAAGAUUCCUCAGCAGAUUCUCCAAGGAUUAGUGGAUGUCCGAGAGCCUCAUAACUCAUUUUAUGAAGAAGUGUUUCUCGAGAUUGUUAGUGAGAAAUCCAGAUAUGCCUUACAGGAACACUUGCAUCUCAUCACUGCACCUGUACAAGUGAUAUGGGGCAAAAAGGACCAGGUGGUUGAUGUGUCUGGAGCUGAAGUCAUUGCAGAAAUCUUGCCAGGAUGCAGAGUGGACAUACUGGAGAACUGUGGCCACUCUGUGGUGAUGGAGAGGCCUUGUCGCACAGCCAAACUCAUGCUACAGUUCAUUAUCCUGCAACAAGAAGCAAGAGGCGGCACAAAAAAAUCAACCUGAAAUCAAAUUGUGCGCGUGCGCAUGCGUGCUUACUGGUCCCAUACUGAUUUUAAUGAAACUGUAGGGAGCAAAGUUAGUUACUGCGGGCGGGGCUAUAUGAUAUGAGAGCCGACUGAACUUUGUGCAUCAGUACAAGUCAACUUCACAGUGAUUUUUCAAUUCUGUAUGCAACACAUUCAGAUUGUUGUUUGAUUAGAAUGUUAUAGUUUAGUCAAUGGGUGAACAAUAAAGGGGCAGCACAGUGUUCGAGUGUAUCUGACUGUACUGGU